This is a messenger RNA of Sitodiplosis mosellana (orange wheat blossom midge), 1617 nucleotides long. Its product is annotated as GATA zinc finger domain-containing protein 14-like. The record is from RefSeq and is a predicted model, not a curated record. Bases 255 to 1364 code for a protein of 369 amino acids. The transcript is spliced from 2 exons. NCBI's taxonomy places the organism in Eukaryota, Metazoa, Arthropoda, Insecta, Diptera, Cecidomyiidae.
GCCAAAAAGCAUACAAUACCAAAGAAGAGAAAAAAAAUUAAGGAGAGACGUCGUCGACGUCGUCGUCUACAUGCAUUCGCAUACGCAGUGUUUCACAACCGUACAAUGGGAUGGCAUGAUCUAACGGGGCUUUAUUUUGGUUUUGAGCACAAUCCAGAGCAUAUUGUUAUUGAGCAUCACAAGAAAUUCACAUCAAAUCACAUCAAAGUAUUAUUUAACACAACCAAAAGCAAACGCACAUUUUUCGAUUAAACAUGGACUACGGCUGUGACGUGUCCAAUCGCUAUACAGGCUACUUGGAUAGCAGUGACCAUGGCACUUCAAUGAACUCAGCGAUGAAUAAAAAUAAGCGUAAAACGAAAAAGAAGCGGCGACCAAAGAAUCAAAAAUUCGUUGACGAAAACACCGAUACCGAACAAUUGAACCAGUGUCCAGAUAUUGAACAGUCGAAUCAGAACAACAGCACCGAACCGCUUGAACAAAACACCGCUUUUCCAGUUGGAAUUGGCGAUGGAGUGGAUAAUCAGAAAACAUUUUUGACUGAUGGUGCACCUGAUGUAAACCGUAUGAACGAACCGAUGCAACAUGAAACUGUACCAAACACCGUUGACUUCCAAAAGAGUCUACCAAGUUGCGAUUCACCAAUGCAGUCGGACAAAAUACACUAUGACGUCAAAGACACAAACGAAAGCAAUACCACGAUGGAUGAUUUGAAUGCACAGCAGACCAAGUGGAGUGUUAUUUGUUUUGAAGAAGAAAAAUCUUUGAUGGCAUCGGAAUCACAGAACGAUGACCGCACACAAAAAGCAAUACAUGAACCGGAAUUGAUCUUCCAUGAGCAACGCUUCAACUACCCGACAAUUUACUUCUACAACUCGAAUUUUGGCAAUAAAAAUCGACGAACAGUGGACUGGCAUGAUUCGGGUCGUCGUUCAAGAAAUGAUGGCUCUGUCAAUCGAAAUAACGAGGCCGUUUGGUCCAACCGAAACAAAGAAGUCUACAGAAACAAUGAAGUCAAUCGAAACCAUGAAGUGAACAGAAGAAAUGAGACGAACGUCGAAAAGAAACCGAAGCGCCGAAAUCAAUACCAAAAUCGUAGACAAAAGCAUCGAUUGAAUGAGUCUGAUGACAACAACCAUCAGCGUAGCAACGGUGAAACUCGUUUGGAUGACGAAAAACAAACGGAUUCGCAUAAUGGUUCCAAUGAUCGUGCAUCUCAACAAACCGAUGAAUACAUCAACAACGAUACAUCGAACCGACGUGAAUACACCAAUUCACAAAAUCGCUACAACAAGUUCAAAAAUGGCAUGUCCGAACGAACUUUCACCCGUCGUCGACGACCUGAUUUCGUGCGCAACGUUUGAACGGUCUCCAGAAGCAACAACAAAAACACACAAUCCACAAAAUAUUCAUCCGAAAUGCAGUAAAAUUACUGCGAUGUCACACCUAUUUACGAUAAGCAAUCAGCAUCGACCAAAUUCUUUUUUUCUCUCUGUUACCAAUUAAUUUACUUCUCUCAUUACGAUUUGAAAUCAUUAGUCAUCACCAAAUAAACCAUACUAGGCAUUAAGAAAAAAUGAAUCAUGUGAAUAAAAAAGCGAAUCUAUUGAAACCAUA